GUUACGAUAGAUGUCAUAGCCUCACUAUUAUUCGAACUCUGAACCUUCUCUUCUUCCCUCAUCUCCUUGCUUCUACAGACGACACAACGAAGAUAAAUCCGCCGCAUUCUCAUUGUGAAAAUCAUCCUUACCGUCCUACAAUUCAAUCGGUGCAUCCCAAACACUCACACACCAUGUCAGCUCCUGCAGAAGCCCCUCCGUCCUAUGCGGUGGCUACUGGCUCCUCAACCGCAUCAUCGAAACCUCAAGCAUCAUCACGCCUACAAGUGCCAUCAGAGAAGAAUGGCAUCCCGCCGCAUGAUCGACGAUCAAUGGAGGAUCUUCAACGACCUUUGCCUGAAGGUUGGGUGCGCUCAUACGAUUCCCACGCGAACCACCAAUUCUUCGUCAACACCAAAGAAGAUCCACCAAAGUCAUAUUGGGAGCAUCCCUUAGACAACCGGGACGUUCUCAAAAGCCUCAGUACUGAAGAGCGCGAGAGACUGCAAGAUGAAGAAAACAGGAUCAGGGAACACGCGGCUCACACACCCGAACACUCCGAUGACGAACACCACGCCUAUCCAGCAGACCUUCCCGAAAGACCCCAGGCAUCUCGCAAUCCAUCCAAGAAGACUUUCGGUGAAAAGCUCAAAGACAAAGUCACCGGCAGCACUCACGAAGAACGUGUGAAGCAACGUGCACAGCGAGAAAAGGAAGAACGAGAGUACUACGAAGCACACAUGCGACUUCGACAAGCCAUGCAGAAAGCCGAAAUGACAGGUCAACCACAGUUCUUUGCCAAGGACAAAGAUGGCAAGGAUAUCUACAUCGAACCUCCGAGUGGAAUGGGUUCCGGAUACAAUGGCUAUGGUGCUCAAGGUUACGGCAUCAAUCCUUACUCCAGCGGGCCCUACGGUCCCGGGUCAUACAGCCAAGGUAACGCCAGAUAUAUCAGACCUGGCUAUCAAUACGGGCGUCCUUACGGCGCGUAUGGUGGGGGUGGGCUUGGACUUCCGAUUGCAGGUGGUUUGAUGGGUGGUAUGCUUCUUGGAGGCUUGAUGUUCUAAGCGCGAGAGCACAUGAUGACGCAACGAUGGUUUAUGGAGUAGCAUGAUUUCAUACUCUUCACCUUGAUAUCGAUAUCCUGGCUCGGUGUUGUGGUGUGUAUUCGCAGGUAGCAUCUUAUCAUUAGUGGUCCAAUGUGACCG
This is a messenger RNA of Exophiala viscosa, 1187 nucleotides long. RefSeq lists its product as uncharacterized. The transcript has a single exon. The record is from RefSeq and is a predicted model, not a curated record. Bases 174 to 1046 code for a protein of 290 amino acids. Lineage: Eukaryota; Fungi; Ascomycota; Eurotiomycetes; Chaetothyriales; Herpotrichiellaceae.